AUGGCAAGAGACAUUGGAGCUGCUUCAAUCAUAGAUAAUGACGCCGCUGUUAGGCGAAGAAGGCGGAAAAUAAUAAAAUCGUGCACCUUCUGUCGACAGCGAAAACUCAAGUGCGACCAUAAAAGGCCAAAAUGUGGUUCCUGUCUAGCUCGCAAACUCCCUGAGUGCAUAUACCUGGACACUCUCAACUUGCAACUGACCUCGACUGACCUAUACAGUAAUAAGCCUAAUGUUGCUCUCCUUCGGCGAAUACAAGAACUGGAGCUAGAGCUCGAUAAGACCUAUAUGGAUGACGCAAGUGAAGGUUCAGAAAAGGGCCUCAGUUCUGAAGCAGGCAGCCGAACUAGCACAUCAGGCAUAAGCGACACAGUAUUGUCCGGCGAGCCCUGUAGAAAUGAGGUGUUGAACUUUAAUGCCUUGCGUGUCAAAAAUGGGAGAUUUGUUUACUACGGACCUACAUCAAUUCGCGCCACCAUUAGUGCAUCAGGGGAGCGCUUUGUUGCGGAAUACAGCAAGUUUUGGGAUAGGGUAAAGUCUGACUUGGCUGAUUGGAAAACAGCCCAUGGUCGAUUUCCAACGAUGGAACAUAAUAUAAUAACAGCCCCACAAACAAGCAAUGUUCUAGAAUCCAUAAUUCCCGAUUUGCCUUGUUAUGAGGUUGUGGGACUGAGAAUCAAUGAGUUUUUCGAUGACCCCCUCCAUGAUUACUUCAGGUUUCUUGACAAGCAGAAAGUACUAGCUGAUUUUGCCCGUUGUUUUGUUCCAGGCUAUGCCGCGACGCCCGAAAUCGACGGCGUUCCAAAGCAGCAGGUUAUAAUGAUUGUUGCUCCGGAAAACAAAAAUUUUUACACUAUAGGAGUGAUUUUAAUGAUAUUAUGCCUGAACCAUUAUAAGACCGGCAUACCUGUGUCUAUUGAGCGUUUUAUCGUCACUUUGGAGGGGUUUACCAUGGCAAGCUCGAUGUUUGUGGAAAGAGCGCAACUUUUGCUAUUAGUCUACGUGUUCAGGGUUUAUAACGGGAUGGGCGGCAAUGGAAGUUCAAACUUAGUUUCAUUGGUGUCGCUUCUGACAUCUGCGGCUUUGAGAUUAGGCCUUCAUAAAGAUAUCGAUAUGAUGUAUGGUGGUCAGGAGCACCUUGUGGGAUCCUUGUACUCACUAAAAAACCUUUGGUACUGGACCUUGUUCGCAGAUUUGUGUGUUGCUUUUGACAUGGGUGUUCUAAUGAGCGUGACAUCCGCACACUUCGAUGAUUCUACUCUUCCUACAAGCGAGCGAGGUCGCAUUCCACUUUUGAGAAACUUUCUCUUUUUAGGUCGUAAGUGUAUGCAGUCAUUGCUAAAUCCCAACACUGCGCCUGAUCUGCACCUAAAAGCCGGUGAACUGAUUUCAUUCGUUGAGUCCCAAUUUCGGCCAAUACGAUUUUACACUAAUAUCGCUUUGAUAUCACAAGUGGACCUCUUUGAAGUUAUAAUAUUAUCACCCGCGCUCGCUAUGAUAACUAAUUUCUUUGACUUGAUGAGGAUUAUCGACUCGCAAAGGGAUACCCACAAGGAGAUGACCGUCUACUUGAAAAACAAGUUUGUUAAAUGCAUGCUUGUCGCAACCUCGUUAAUGGUGAAUACUAUAAUACAGUGCUACAAGCUCGACAAAGAGCGCUUGUCAGCAGCUAAAUUUAUACAGCUCAAACACCUUACUCCUUGGUUAAAUCUAUGCGUGCUAUUGCUGAACUCGUUUCCUAUCCGCGUGCUAACCGAGAUGUACGCACUCAUGCUUUACAAGAUAUCUUUAUUCGAAAAAGGGCAGAGAAUUACGGUGGACAAAGGCCAGUUUAGCAAUUUCCCAUCUCUUGACGACCUUUCGGUACCGCGAAACUCGUAUCUGCACUUCAAAGAUUCCUUUGAAGCGUUCUGCUCGACAUUUGAUGAAUUAUGGACACCUGAAAACACCGGGAUGAUCCAGAUACUCAUGAACUCCCAUUACUUUGUUAUCAUGAUGGCAUUAGAGCGCGUUAAUCGCAAGGUCUUCCAGCUGGCCCUCCAAAGCCGAACCGAGGUUGAGAAAGUUCACAACUGGCCAAAGCUCAUUCAGAAUAACGUCUCCGACGAUGUCAUCAAAAUGCUAGCUGACGAGGUUUGGAACAACUACAGCACUGGCUUGAGCGGACUGACAGAGAUGCCAGCCAGCGAUUUUUUAGCCAACCUUGAGAUGCCAGAUAGAUGA
Lachancea thermotolerans CBS 6340 is the source of this 2220-nucleotide messenger RNA. RefSeq names its product Zn(II)2Cys6 transcription factor domain-containing protein. Gene Ontology annotation, molecular function: zinc ion binding; DNA-binding transcription factor activity, RNA polymerase II-specific. The transcript has a single exon. The record is from RefSeq and is a predicted model, not a curated record. Bases 1 to 2220 code for a protein of 739 amino acids. NCBI's taxonomy places the organism in Eukaryota, Fungi, Ascomycota, Saccharomycetes, Saccharomycetales, Saccharomycetaceae. Gene Ontology annotation, biological process: regulation of DNA-templated transcription.